CGCCGGAUUGAGCUCAGCCACAUCACAUUCCUUGCCAAGGACGGCAAGGAUAACUUUGGUAAGGCCGUGUUGGCAGAGACUAAGACCACUAAGCAACUUUAUGCAAUCAAGGUGCUUGAGAAGGAGUUUAUUAUCGAGAACGACAAGGUUAAGAGCACACAUUAUGAGAAGCGCAUUUUCUUAAUUGCAACCAAGGAUUGUCAUUCCUUCUUGUAUAACCUGCACGCUUGUUUUCGGACCGAGACCAAGAUUUUUUCCGUGAUGAGGACAUCAGCGGUGGUGAUUUGA
Macroventuria anomochaeta is the source of this 288-nucleotide messenger RNA. RefSeq lists its product as uncharacterized. The annotation marks the transcript as partial. The transcript has a single exon. Gene Ontology annotation, biological process: peptidyl-serine phosphorylation; intracellular signal transduction. NCBI's taxonomy places the organism in Eukaryota, Fungi, Ascomycota, Dothideomycetes, Pleosporales, Didymellaceae. The record is from RefSeq and is a predicted model, not a curated record. Gene Ontology annotation, molecular function: protein serine/threonine kinase activity.